AUGUUCGGUGCAGUUGCACUGCGCUCCGCUUGUCGGCUGUGGUUGCGGUCGACGCAGUGCACGGGACCAUGGGCUGAGGCGUCUCGAUACCGUUCCGCAAACGCCGAACGCUGCCACAAGUUGCAGAACGUAUCUCUUUACCAGCUGGGUAAACGCUGUACAAGCACUUGGAAUAACGGUGAUCAGCACCCAUCGGUGUGCUUCACAGGCGACGUGUUAUCAUUGCAGGCCGGCCUGAACACGCGCUUCACCGCCGAUCGUGCCAGCUCGGCGCUGCACUCGAGGUUUGGGUCUGUUCGCGGUGCGAGCAGCCUUACACCUCCACGGUCUGCUUCUAGAGGUCUCGCUCAGGGACAGGCUGGAGUUCAAAACGGUGCCGUCGCUAUCGUUCUGCUCAGCGGUGGUCUGGACUCAGCAACGACGCUGGCGAUUGCACGCUCGCAAGGGUUCAUCUGCAAGGCCCUGAGUUUCGAUUACGGGCAACGGCACCGCUGCGAACUCGAAGCGGCACGGCGCGUAGCGCGAGCGCAGCAAGUCACUGGACAGCACUGGAUCCGCCUUGACCUCGGAAGUAUUGGCGGAUCAGCAUUGACAGCUCCCGAUAUACCCGUUCCCAAAGCAGCGAACGUCGACGAUGUCUGGGAACAUACCCCAGAAACAAUCCCGCUGACCUAUGUGCCAGCGAGGAAUACGAUAUUUCUCGCGUAUGCGCUCGCCCUCGCCGAGGUUCAGGGCUCUUACGAUAUUUUCAUCGGCGCAAACGCUGUGGAUUACUCAGGGUACCCCGACUGUCGGCCGGAAUUCUUUCACGCUUUUGAGCGGGUUGCCGAGCUGGGCACCCGCGCUGGUGUGGCGCCUUCCGAUGCAAGGCGCUUUCGAAUCCAUGCACCACUGUUGCAGAUGCCGAAGACCGAGAUCAUUCGCACAGGCCUGGCGCUCGGUGUGGACUACUCCAUCACGCACAGCUGUUACGAUCCGUUAGAUGAGUCGGGGAAACCGUGCCGACGCUGCGACGCCUGUCGUAUCAGGCAUACUGCAUUUCGAGAGCUGGGGCUCGAGGAUCCACAACUGAGCCGAUUCGGGGCUGGUUCCGCUGCGGCACCACGCACCGCAAAGAGCGAAUAA
Messenger RNA from Cyanidioschyzon merolae strain 10D, 1125 nucleotides. Its product is annotated as probable transcription regulator exsB. Gene Ontology annotation, biological process: tRNA queuosine(34) biosynthetic process. The record is from RefSeq and is a predicted model, not a curated record. The coding region runs from base 1 to 1125 and encodes 374 amino acids. Lineage: Eukaryota; Rhodophyta; Bangiophyceae; Cyanidiales; Cyanidiaceae. The transcript has a single exon.